Messenger RNA from Heterostelium album PN500, 2223 nucleotides. RefSeq names its product glycoside hydrolase family 18 protein (gene ctbsB). The record is from RefSeq and is a predicted model, not a curated record. Gene Ontology annotation, molecular function: fucosyltransferase activity; chitin binding; chitinase activity. Gene Ontology annotation, cellular component: extracellular region; membrane. The transcript is spliced from 4 exons. NCBI's taxonomy places the organism in Eukaryota, Evosea, Eumycetozoa, Acytosteliales, Acytosteliaceae. Gene Ontology annotation, biological process: carbohydrate metabolic process; chitin catabolic process. The coding region runs from base 1 to 2223 and encodes 740 amino acids.
AUGUUAAUAAAUGUUGGUGGAAAUAAAAGAUCAUACUCUUUGAAUAACAAGAGAAUAUUGUUUCUUGUUUUAUUUUUAAUAGUAUUUCUAUUUAUUUCGGUUGGUGUUUUCGUUAGAUAUGGAGAGAUAUGGAGAAUGUAUAGUAUAGAAACUCAGCAAGUAGAGAUAAAUUUGUAUAAUUCCGUGGUUAAAGAAAAGAGAACUCUUUUUGUAUUGGGUUCGACAGAGUGGGGAGAGCGAUCGGAUUUGGAGGCAACCUACAGUUGUGGACGUGAAGAUGGUUCCGUCACCACCGAGUGGACACACGACAAGUCCAGACUGGCAGAAGCUUCCGGUGUAUUAUACUUUGGUUCGGACAUAUCGAAACCCGGACAUUUCAACCCAAUUCCGCUGGCAUCGGACUCGAUGGUUCGUGUCUACAUGAAUUUAGAAUCACUGGGGUCAGAGUUUUCUGGAUGUUUGAAAAGAGAAUCCUGCUACAGCUAUUUCAACUGGACGAUUGGCGCAAUCGAUGGAUUCAACGAUAUCGUUAUUAAAUACUUUUCGAAAUCGCAGUUUGAAGAGUUUUACACGGCGGAGGUGGCCAAUCCUUUUGACGCCAAGAAACUGUUGGAAAAGAAGAGAUUGUAUCCAGAGAAUGUAGUUGCCUGGAUGUGUAGCCAAUGCGAGAAUUUCACAGUCUAUGGGUUUCCACCGACGGACAGAGGCAAUUUUAUGGAGCGUUUUAUGAAGCAUAUCCACGUCGACAGCUACGGUACUUGUUUGAACAACAAACAACUUCCAGCCGGUGGACACAGAAAGGAGGACAAUGCACAGGCAAUCAAGUUGGACUUGAUCUCGAAAUACAAAUUCUAUAUGGCACUAGAGAAUCACAAUUGUUUCGGCUAUAUCUCUGAGAAGGUAUUUCAAUGUUUAGUUAGCGGAGUCGUUCCCGUUUAUAUGGGGCAUGAUUCAACGUUUGAUCUACUACCACCGGGAUCGUUCAUCAAUGGCAAAGCAUUCAAUUCCACAAAGUCACUGGCAGACUAUCUGACAUAUCUGAACAACAACGACGAAGAAUACCUCAAAUACUUUAAGUGGCGAGAAGAUCUUCAGGCUGCUGGAUGUUGUAAAGGUGAGAAAGACAAAAGAUUGAAUAGAAAAUAUUAUCCAGUACCAAAAAGUUUUGAAGAUAUACCAAAACAACCUAUACCUUGUCCAUGUGAAGAUGUAUCAUUAUGCCAACCAUUAUCUAUUCCAUUUCCUCGAGAGGAAUUUCUUGGAUUUGCUGUGACUGCAGCUGAUUAUACAAUCUAUGAUUGGGAACAUCUUACAACUAUAGUUCUAUUCGAAGAACCAGAUCCACAAAUGAUAUGUAUAGCUCAUAAAAACAACGUUAGAUUAUCAAUUGGUUCAGAAUUUCCAUUCGAUCAUCUAGGAGAUGGAAACUUCACUCAACAAUGGAUACAAGGAUAUAUUCAAGUGUUAAAGAACAAUUAUUAUGAUGGUAUUAAUUUCGUAAAUAUGUUCAUCAAUCAAGAUUUUGAAUAUGUUAUUUCAGAAAAUCAAAGUAUUCUGUCUGGAUUGUAUACGGGUGUGGUUGCUCAGACCACUUUUGAGAUGAAAAAAGUCAAUCCUUUCUAUCAGAUAUCGGUAGAUGUACCGUUUUCACCUAGUUGUAUUUACGACCGAUGCUACGAUUACUUUGGUAUUGCACAGGCAUCCGAUAUCCUCUUGGUGAUGGACUACGAUAUGAAUCUAUCGCCCGACUUGGCGCAGGCAAACUCCCCGCUACCCAACGUAGCGUCUGGGCUCACCAACUACACAGAUUUGCUGAUUCCCCGCGAGAAAAUAGUAAUGGCAUUCCCGUGGUACGGCUACGACUACCAGUGUAUCAAUAACAUGACACUGCAACAAACCGAAUGUAUAAUCGAUCCCGACGGUACUCUGCAGCGCUACUUCUUUGACAUCAACGAGAUCAUGAUGAAUCAAUCGCUGCAGUCCACCGGUGAACUCUGGAAUGAUCCGACGUCGUCGCCAUUCUUCAACUACUUCAAUAGCACAACCAACUCUGUACACCAGGUGUGGUACGACAACGCCGAGUCGAUAGCACUCAAAGUUCAAUACUCAAGGAAAUUGGGUGUUGGUGGCGUUGGUGUUUGGACUAUCGACUAUGUUAGUCCAUCGACACAGCCAUCACUCUCUCAAAUGAUGUGGGAUGCAAUGAAUUCAUUCUUCCAAUAA